GCGAUAGCAACUAACCAACCCAACUCCCUAUUUUCCAUUUAUAAUCCUCCCAUACUAUAUUUUCCUCACAGCCCUGCCUUGCCUAUGAGAGAAAAGAGAAAGAGAGAGAACAGAUUUUCGGUUUUCUCUCAUUCUCUAUUUUCUCUAAUUUCCUCAAAUUGUUUCCUCAUUUCUCAAUUUUUGGAAUAAUUUCAGAGCUGCUUCAGGUGUUACAUAAACGACGUCGAAACAGCCAAAAACACGAAGUUUUUGGAGCAGAAAAUCCAAGUGAUUUUCAGAGUUGUCUGUGCCUGGUUGUGAUACAGAUAAUCUGCACAUGGAAUCAGUGAAGAUUCUUCCACCGGCCACCAACAUUCCUGGAAAGGGACACUGAAUUCUCACUCUCCAAGUCUUGUAGAUAUAGAAGGUGAGAUAUGGGAGCAGCUGAGGAGGAGGAGCCAAGUGGUGCUGAGGAGAAAAUUCUCGUUUCCGUUCGGCUGAGACCUUUGAAUGAGAAGGAAACUGCAAGGAAUGAUGUAUCAGAUUGGGAAUGUAUCAAUGAAAAUACAAUCAUAUAUAGGAAUAAUCUUUCUGUUUCAGAGAGGUCCAUGUACCCAACUGCCUAUACAUUUGACAGAGUAUUUAGGCCUGAUUGCUCCACAAGGCAGGUAUACGAGGAAGGAGCAAAGGAAGUUGCUCUUGCAGUUGUCAGUGGUAUAAACUCAAGUAUAUUUGCAUAUGGACAAACAAGUAGUGGAAAGACAUAUACCAUGAGUGGAAUUACCGAGUAUACUGUAGCAGAUAUAUAUGACUAUGCUAACAAGCACAAGGAAAGAGAAUUUAUUUUGAAGUUCUCUGCCAUGGAGAUUUACAAUGAAUCUGUCAGGGACCUCCUUAGUGUGGAUACAACUCCUCUUCGACUUCUAGAUGAUCCAGAGAGGGGGACUGUUGUUGAGAGACUUACAGAGGAAACUCUAAGGGAUUGGAAUCAUUUUAUAGAACUUCUAUCUAUCUGUGAAGCUCAGAGACAAAUAGGGGAGACUUCCAUGAACGAAACAAGUUCCAGAUCUCAUCAGAUUCUGAGACUGACAAUUGAAAGUUCUGCACGUGAGUUCUUAGGCAAUGACAAGUCAAGCAGCCUUGCAGCCACUGUGAAUUUUGUUGAUCUAGCAGGAAGUGAGCGUGCAUCUCAGUCUUUGUCAGCUGGAAUGAGGUUGAAAGAAGGGUGUCACAUAAAUCGCAGUUUACUAACAUUGGGAACGGUUAUUCGUAAGCUAAGCAAAGGAAGGAAUGGGCAUAUUCCUUUUAGAGAUUCAAAGCUGACCCGCAUACUGCAGUCCUCCUUAGGAGGCAAUGCUAGGACUGCCAUCAUCUGUACAAUAAGCCCUGCACGAAGUCACGUUGAGCAGUCUAGAAACACUCUCCUGUUUGCAAGCUGUGCAAAAGAAGUGACAACAAAUGCACGUGUCAAUGUGGUCGUAUCUGAUAAAGCAUUGGUAAAGAAACUUCAAAGAGAAUUGGCUAGACUGCAGAGUGAGCUGAGAAAUACAGGAUCAAAUUCUGUCAUUUCAGAUUCCAUAUCACUAUUGAGAGAAAAAGACCUUCAGAUUGAAAAGCUAAAGAAAGAAGUCUUGGAGCUGAAUCAGCAAUUAGUACUAGCUCAUUUGCAGGUUGAGAAUCUAUUAAGAGUGGCUGAAGAUGAUAGAUCUUCAACAAUCUCAGCAGAUCAAGAUCGUCAUUACCCUAAAUUGCGAGUGCGUCAUUCAUUCAAAUCUGAAAAUUCAGUAUCAUAUUCACCUGUUUCAGAGCAGCCUCACUUCCUACAUAUUGGCAUCAGGUCUUUUGUUGAAUCUCAGUGCUCUGUUGGAGACAAUAGUAGCAUUUCUGAUGAGAACUUUAUCCAACUUGAAGACUUUGAAGGGGAUUAUGUUCGAGCGAAUUCCUCUCCUGAACUGCCAACAUCUAUUGCUAAUUUUGUUGAAAAUGGUGUGCAUAAGAAGGAUAGCAAAGACCAUGCUCUGGAAAAUUUAGACAAUCCUUGCAAGGAAAUCCAAUGCAUUACAGUUGGAGAGUUUAGCACAAAUGGUUAUGCAAAUUCAGAAAUGUUAGAGACUGGACCACAGAGAUAUGCAGACUCUAAUAUUUCAUCUCCUAAUGUAAACACAGGCACCCCAGGAUUGACAGAGGCUAAGAAUGAAGUUACAGAAAUUCAGGAAUUAGAGUCACCCUCAAUUAAGGAACAGAAAGAGUUGAAUGGCUUGGAUUCUGAUUUUAUAGUAUCCUCCCCUGAAAAACCAUCUCCUAAGGAACAGAAAGAGUUGAAUGGCUUGGAUUCUGAUUCUAUAGUACCCUCCCCUGAAAAACCAUCUCCUAAGGAACAGAAAGAGUUGAAUGACUUCGAUUCUGAUUCUAUAGUACCCUCCCCUGAAAAACCAUCUCGAUCGCUGCCUGAUGAAGGCAUGUUUAGGUCAAGAAGCUUGAAAAUGGUCAGGAGUAGAAGUUGUAGAGCAAGAUUAAUGAGCAUGCCUACGUAUUUCUUAGAGAGGAUGGAAAGCAAUGAGGGCAUAACAUCAAUGGCGUUUGGGAAUGAUUUUACCGCGAGAACUGAGAAUUCUCAGAGGAAAUAUUCUGCAUUGAAACAUGGUGUUGAUGUUCGAGAAUUUUCAAGAAAUGACUCAUCGGCUUCUGUUGGUAGCCUUGCUGUUGAUGACUAUCAAUUGCAGAGUAUUGUAACUUCUAUUGAUUGGAAGAGUACUACCAGUGUCAGCAACUCAGAUGCGGGAAUUAAGUCCUCAGAUGAUCAUUCGGACCAAGAAACAAAAUCAAAGUCCGUUGGAUCUAAAAAGAAUGUAAAAGAUGUUGGGCUGGAUCCAAUUCAAGAUGAAUUAGAUAGUGAUCUGAAGUGGCGUUCAGAAUUUAAGAGGCUCCAAGGGCAGAUUAUUGAACUUUGGCAUGAUUGCAGUGUCUCACUGGUUCACAGGACCUACUUCUUCCUGCUGUAUAAAGGUGAUCCCACAGAUUCUUUCUACAUGGAGGUUGAGCUCAGGAAGCUGUCCUUCCUCAAGGACACAUUUUCUCGAGGUGAUGAAACUAUUGUUGAUGGAAGAAUCGUGAGUCUUGCUUCAAGCAAGAGGGCCUUGGAUCAAGAGAGACAGAUGCUAUGUAGACAGAUGCAGAAGAGCCUCUCCAAAGAAGAGAGGGAGAACCUUUUUCUGAAAUGGGGUAUUUCAUUGAGUUCAAACAAUAGAAGGGUGCAAUUGGUUCAUCAACUAUGGACUAAGACAACAGACAUGGACCAUAUAACCGAGAGCGCUGCUGUUGUAGCCAAACUGGUUGGUUUUGAAGGGCAAGAGAAAACUUCGAAGGAGAUGUUCGGACUUCUGAAUGUCACACCACAACUCCUAAACAGGAGAAAAUCAUCCAUUUGGAGGCGCCGUGUAUUAUCUCUUCUCUUGGAAGAAUGUUGCAACUUCUUGCCUUUGAUCUGCUCUGCCCUCAGGAUGUACAUUGCUUUACAGUAUACUAUAUUAUUUUUCAUAUAAACUGCCUUUGGUAUUAGUUUUGUGCCUGGGCGCGAUGAAGUUAACAGUAAGAAAUGGAGCAACAGAAUGAAUAUCAGCAACUCAAAAACUUCUUGUUUGCAAAUGUAUGGGACACACUGAAAUUUAAAUUAUGUUCAUAGUUGAGUUUAAUAAAAUUAAAUUUAUUGAUUUAAAAUUA
Molecule: messenger RNA, 3699 nt
Organism: Jatropha curcas
Lineage: Eukaryota; Viridiplantae; Streptophyta; Magnoliopsida; Malpighiales; Euphorbiaceae
Product: kinesin-like protein KIN-7H
Biological process (GO): microtubule-based movement
Molecular function (GO): ATP binding; microtubule binding; microtubule motor activity
Source: RefSeq, a predicted model, not a curated record